Molecule: messenger RNA, 1214 nt
Organism: Tigriopus californicus
Lineage: Eukaryota; Metazoa; Arthropoda; Copepoda; Harpacticoida; Harpacticidae
Product: putative glutathione-specific gamma-glutamylcyclotransferase 2
Exons: 4
Coding region: 234-935 (233 amino acids)
Biological process (GO): glutathione catabolic process
Cellular component (GO): cytoplasm
Molecular function (GO): gamma-glutamylcyclotransferase activity; glutathione specific gamma-glutamylcyclotransferase activity
Source: RefSeq, a predicted model, not a curated record
UCAGCUCAUGAGUUCAGGAUUCGCUAGGCUUCGCACAGUCCAUCCAACGUGACAGAAGGGAAAGGAAGUGUCUUUAGUCGUCUUCUUCCAACUUUGCCAAUGUUCAACAGAGUGUUCAGGAUUUGGAUAUUUUGAGGCUGUGUGAUACACCCUCCACAUUAUUGAAAUAAGAAUUGUGAUUGGUGACCCCUCCUGAGCAUCUGUUGAACAUCAGUGGAACAAAGUUCGAAGCCAUGUCUAAUAUAUCCACGUUAUGGGUGUUUGGCUACGGAUCGUUGUGUUGGCAUCCCGGAUUCGAGUACGGAGAUCAAGCCAAAGGACACAUCACGGGGUUCGCUCGGAAGUUUUGGCAAGGCAACACCGAGCACAGAGGAACCAAGGAUAAGCCAGGACGAGUUGCUACGUUGGUUCAGGAGCAAAAUGCCAUCACCCAUGGAAUGGCCUUCCAAUUAAAGGGCGAAAAGGCUCUUCAGUAUUUGGAGCAACGUGAAUGUAAACUGGGCGGCUACAUCUCGUUAGUCACAAUGUUCCAUCCCCGGGAUUGUGAUAGGGAGUCGUUCCCCGUGCUUCUAUACAUCGCCACCGAGAGUAAUGAGCACUGGAUGGGCCCAGCUCAGGAUCACGAUAUCGCUGAACAGGUUGUGAAUUGCUCGGGAAGAGCUGGUCAUAACGUGGAGUAUGUGCUCCGAUUGGCCGAAUGGAUUCGGAAGGAGAUUCCAGAGACCCAAGAUGCCCAUUUAUUCCAGAUUGAAAGUCACAUUCGACUUAAAAUCACAGAGCGGAAAUUGUGCCUUCAGGCCUUGAUGGGCGAGAAGAAAGCCAAUAUUUUGGAAGCGGAGUCCGAAUCGAAUGCCACCACGAGUGGGGCGAGUGGGGAUUCCUUUGCUUUCAGUAAAUGUGUCUGCCGGAACAAACUGCGUUGCCUCAAGUUAUAGGAUUAUCGACUCUUCGCCACGUAUUGAUCAUGACUCUUCCUCCUCAAACGAAUGUCCUAAGCUAUCAAGUCUGCAAAUCAACCAAGAAAACGUCUUCAUCAUGUUCCUCCAAUUUCCACCUUUCAUCCGGGCUAGGAUAAGUCCGAUGAGAUUCAUUCAGUCUUAAGUUAUCAAGGUUUGCGCCUAACUAAACACGUAAACACACCAUUCAGAUGCUUGUUGGUCUUGCCAUGACGGGCCUUUUUGCCAAGAAUAAUAAAAAAAAGUUAGAAAACGAUA